AUGUGUGAGGUGUGGAGUGCUGCGGAGUUCUUUGGACAUGUCCCUCUCACUGCUGUCCUCUGGCUUCUCAUGAUGACCGAGAGUGCAGGCAACUGUCCCCGGAGCUGCCACUGCUCCGAUAGAGGCGGGAUGGUAGUCCAGUGCAUGUCCCGCAGUCUGGAUACCAUUCCCUCUGAGCUGCCCCGAGACACAGCGGUCCUCCUGCUUUCCUCCAACAAUAUCAAACACAUCCCACGAGAGGCUUUCGGAGAGCUGCCACACCUAAAAGAACUCGACUUGUCCCACAACAACAUUGAGAGUGUGGAGGUGGGGGCCUUCCAUGGGGUCUCCGAGGGGCUGAGGAUGCUGGACCUUUCCAACAACCUCCUAAGCAGCCUUCCCAGAGAUACCUUCACACAUAUCCAUGCCCGGGUGCGCUUGUCCCACAACCCCUGGCACUGUGGAUGUGCUCUACAGGAGGUGCUGAGAGAGCUGAGGCUGGACCCAGAGACAGUCACCGAGGUGAGCUGCCACACCUCCAUACAGGACAAGUAUGUUGGGCAGCCGGUCAUUCACGUCCUGGACUCUGGGGUGAACUUUUGCACCUUCCACCAGAAGACUACCGACGUUGCCAUGUUUGUAGCCAUGUUCUGUUGGUUCAGCAUGGUGACAGCCUACAUCGUCUACUACAUCCGGCACAACCAGGAGGACGCGCGCAGACACAUGGAGUACCUCAAGUCUCUGCCCAGCACUGCACACUCCAGCAAGGACUACGAAUCAGCCAGUAGUGUCUUUUGA
Messenger RNA from Periophthalmus magnuspinnatus, 777 nucleotides. Its product is annotated as leucine-rich repeat-containing protein 3-like. Gene Ontology annotation, cellular component: plasma membrane. The record is from RefSeq and is a predicted model, not a curated record. NCBI's taxonomy places the organism in Eukaryota, Metazoa, Chordata, Actinopteri, Gobiiformes, Gobiidae. Gene Ontology annotation, molecular function: protein binding. Bases 1 to 777 code for a protein of 258 amino acids. The transcript is spliced from 2 exons.